Molecule: messenger RNA, 1650 nt
Organism: Engraulis encrasicolus (European anchovy)
Lineage: Eukaryota; Metazoa; Chordata; Actinopteri; Clupeiformes; Engraulidae
Product: Allantoinase, mitochondrial
Exons: 11
Coding region: 181-1581 (466 amino acids)
Biological process (GO): purine nucleobase catabolic process; allantoin catabolic process
Cellular component (GO): cytoplasm
Molecular function (GO): allantoinase activity; zinc ion binding; cobalt ion binding
Source: RefSeq, a predicted model, not a curated record
CACAUGGACAGUUGCGUGACACACACUGACAGAGCAGAGAUCUGUGGAGCCAGAAGUGCUCCAGUGGACUCUUGAGCCGUCGACUCUGCAGCUGCUGUGAGCUUAACACAAAUCCCACAGGGGGAAAGAAAGAAAAGAAAGCAAAAAACAAAAAGAAAAAGUGAACAGUGAGCUGGACAGAUGGAGGCAGGUGCGAGCGUUCGUGCGGUGAAGAGCAGGAGGGUUCUGUGUGGAGAGGAGAUUCGGCCCGCCGUGGUGCUCAUUAAGGACGGCAAGAUCGAGAAGAUCCUGCCUGGCGUGGAGCAGCAGCAGGAGCAGGAGCAGGGAGCCCUGUCUUCCUCUGAGGUUCUGGAUGUGGGUGACCGUGUGGUGAUGCCGGGUGUGGUGGACUGCCAUGUGCAUGUGAACGAGCCGGGCCGAACCAGCUGGGAGGGCUACUGGACCGCUACUAGGGCCGCAGCUGCUGGGGGGAUCACCACAAUAGUGGACAUGCCACUUAACAGCAUCCCCCCCACCACCACCGUGGGCAACCUGCAGGAAAAGCUAAGGGCAGCGGGAGGGCAGUGCUACAUAGACACCGCCUUCUGGGGAGGGGUUAUUCCCGGCAACCACAUGGAGUUGAGGCCUAUGGUGCAGGCUGGUGUUGCAGGCUUCAAGUGUUUCCUGAUCCACAGUGGAGUUGAUGAGUUUCCCCACGUAACUUACGACGACCUGCACACAGCCAUGAAACAACUACAGGGAACAGACAGCGUACUUCUGUUCCAUGCUGAGAGGGAGAUCGAGCAGCCACUAGGGGAGACUGGAGACCCGUGUGAGUACUCCACGUUCCUGAGCUCCAGGCCAGACAUCAUGGAGACUGAAGCCAUCCGCAUGGUCACACAGCUCUGCCUGCAGUACCAAGUGCGCUGCCACAUCGUGCACCUGUCCUCUGCUGAGCCGUUGCAGCUGAUCCGGGCGGCCAGGCAGGCAGGAGCCCCCCUGACGGUGGAGACCACCCACCACUACCUCAGCCUGGCCUCAGAACACAUCCCCACCGGCGCCACGCAGUUCAAGUGCUGCCCCCCCAUACGGGACACCGCCAACCAGGAGCUGCUGUGGUCGGCUUUGAGAGAUGGUGACAUUGACAUGGUGGUGUCUGACCACUCCCCCUGCACCCCAGAACUCAAGCGAUUGGACAGUGGAGACUUCACUCAGGCCUGGGGCGGAAUCUCAUCCCUGCAGUUUGGCCUGCCGCUGUUCUGGUCGUCUGCGUGUCAGCGAGGAUUCUCAUUGGUUGACACGGUCAAACUGCUCUGCCAAAGGACGGCCCGUCUCUGUCGUCUUGACAACCAGAAGGGCAGCCUCCGGCCCGGAUACGAUGCUGACCUCGUCAUCUGGGACCCUGACAAGGAGUUCGAGGUGAAGGAGGGAGACAUCCAUCACAAGAAUAAGUUGACUCCGUACCUGGGUCGUGUGGUGCGAGGGGAGGUGUUUGGGACGGUGGUGAGGGGGAGGCUGGUGUACCUGCAGGGGGCCUUCUCUCCAGAGCCCCUGGGGAAACACCUCCUCCUCAGCAGCACAUGCCCACACGCCUCCCUAUGAGGAGCACACACACACACACACACACACACACACACACACACACACACACACACACACACACACACACAC